ACAUACUCCUGUUGUUCAGUGUGUUUUCUUGCUAAAGGGCCGUGUCAGUAGCAUAGAAUAUAUAUUUGCUGAACAUUGCCUUUAUGUGUAAAGUCUCAUGGCAUCAUUUGAUUUCGUCAGAGACAAAUUAACUGAGUGGAACCUCAGUGACUUGAUUCAGAGGUUUGAAGAUGAAGAAAUUGAUGAAGAAAGUUUCCUCUUCCUUAAGGAGAAAGACUUCAUCAACUUGAUUCCAAAAAUAGGACCAAGGUCUACAUUUAGAAAAAAACACAAAGCAUUUCUCAAGAAACAGAAGCAACCCGAUGACGAUAAGAACAUUCAAGCGGCCACGUGGUCAUCAGUAUCCAUUAAGGCCUCCAAGAGUUCCUCAGAAAAUGUUACUGGUGAGAUGGUCAACCAAGAGUCUUGUCAAAAGGCCAUCAUAAAACCCAGAAAUCAACCUCCUAAACAAGCAGAGACUAAAAGGUCAUUGGUUAAACUCUUAGGUACAGGAAGUGUGCCCACAACGAACACCUCUGGAAUGGGGAAAACAGUGUUUGACCAGAGUGAACCCUCGACCAGUAAAAUACGCCCUCUUCAAGUGAAUAUCCCAAGCAAAAGGAAAUCUGAUGAGGCCCAUGCAAACAAACAAAGAAAGAAACGACAACGUGUUGCUGCGUCCAGAAUAACUGAGACAUUUGAAACUGAAACCAAGACAGAGGUGAAGAAGAUCAUGCAACGUGUCAAAAACAAACUUGAUGAUCUGCCUUCUACGAAACUCAUUGACUUCCUCAGAGGUAAAAUCCAAACUUUGGAGAAAGACAAAAAAGAGAUAGUGGGUGUUUUUGGGAAGACUGGAGCUGGUAAGAGCUUCUUGAUUAACACCAUCUUGGGUGAGACGACAUUGCUGCCCUCUGGAAACCAAGGGGCAUGCACAUCGGUCAUGAUUCAGGUGGAGGCCAAUAUGACAGACUCGGACUCUAAAUACAUCGCAGAGAUUGAGUUCAUGACAGAGGAGGAAUGGAAAGAGGAGCUAUGGUCAAUCUUCAGAGACAGAUCUUACAAGGAUGGAAAUGAUGAAGACCAUGAAAGGGAUGACGACGAUGACGAUGAUGAUGGAAAGAUAACAUCUUUGUAUGGAAAAGAUGGACGUGGGGCAACCUUAGAAGAACUAAUGGACAGGAAGCACUUCAGAGAAAUUCCAGAGUUUCGUUUAUCAGUCAAGAAAAUAUUUGUAUGUGACACAGCAAAAAAACUCUCUGAAAAGAUAACUUGUUACACACGGAGUGACACACAGAGUGAUACAUUUAAAAGACAGUAUUGGCCGCUUGUGAAGUGUAUAACCAUCAAGGUGCCAAACUCCAAAGACCUGCUGGAGCAUGUUGUGCUGGUUGAUCUUCCAGGCAAUGGAGACUGCAACAAGAGCAGAGAUGAGAUGUGGAAAUUGUUUGUUGGAAACUGCUCUGCUGUGUGGAUUGUGAGCGACAUUGCAAGAGCAACUUCAGAAAAGGAAUCUUGGGAGAUUUUAGACAGCACCGUUAGUCUCUUUGGACCUGGUGGAGAAUGUCGAAGCAUCAGUUUCAUCUGCACCAAGACAGACGACAUUGAGGAGAAUCAAAAGGCUGAUGCACGUACCUGUAUUUUGCGCAGAAAUGAAACAACUAAGAAGCAAGUGAGGGAUAAAUUCAACAAACAAAAAGAAGUUAAGAAACACUUCAGUGGGGGAAAGGAUUUCCUUCAGGUGUUUACUGUGAGUUCCAAGGAAUACCAAAAGGAAAAGCAUUUGCAACAAGAAGAGACAGAAAUACCCAAACUUCAGGAAUUUCUCAGAAAUCUCAAUGAUCGUCGCACAAAGACUUCAGUUUAUGUUUCUGGAGCCUAUGGGAUCCUCUCUUUGAUAGAAGGAGCCAAAAGCAGCGACAUGACAGACCGCAAAGAAGAGGUGUGCCAGGUUCUUGAACAGAGGCUCAAGGAUGAGAUCAAGUCCAUUGGUCAAACUAUGGAUGAGGCUUAUGAGACUUUUGAACAAUGCCUCUCAGAAGGAGUUCGACAGUCAGAAGAAUCAUGCGAGAAAUUAAUGAAUAAAGUGAUAGCACCAAGAGGGAAAAAAGCUAGUGGCUAUCAUCAAGUAGUGAAGUCUUUAUGCAAGAAUGGUGGCGUUCACAAACCAAAAGGGAAAAGGGAAAGGAGAAGGGAAAUAAACCUUAAUGAGAGUUUAGCCUCAUGUAUGAGAAGUCUCAUUGAUGAACAGUUCAAGAUACAUUUCCCAAACGAGGGCAAAGGUGGCCCAAUCAGGGAGCAGAUUGAUACGUUCACCCUUGACACAAACAGCUUGGUUGGGGAGCACCCGGAUGUGUCACUGCAUCUGGCAUUCCUCAAGACGGAGGAAACUGAAUUGAAGGCAAAACUAAUCUUUGACCUCCGCGAGAAAAAGAAAAAAAUCUACUCCACUUUAACCGAGUCAAUCAAGGACACCAUGCAUCGAUGCUAUAUAAGGGCAUCAGAGCAUACAGGAAAAGAUUCUCUGAAAAGGAUGAAAGAUGAUUUACAUCAGCACAUGAAGAAUAACAACAUUUUCCAGAAGGCCAAGGAAGAUAUGCUGGAUCACAUCAUGAUGCAACUGAAGUGUAAACUACAAGAAUCAAUGGAUCUCUCACUCAAGACCCCCAACAGCUCGUUCCUCCCAGAUGAUGUCACUGUGGAGUAUAACAAGAUGAAGAUGUACUAUGAGAAACUGAUGGGUUGCUCUAGUACAGUACAAAUCACUCCAAGACCGGAUUUACACACAAAAACUACCAUAUUUGAAUCACAGUCUGGGAAUGGUAGGAAGCAUGUGCAGGUGUCAACAAGUGUAACAAUGUUAAAUCCUGAGAUUGUCAAAGAUCUUACAACACAUAACCACAAGCCUACAUAUAGGCUCCAAUGCUCCAAGGCAGGUCUUUUCCAGUGCAGUUCCACUGGUCUGGUGUUUCUGAUGGAAGGGAAGGGAGAUGUGGUUUACAAGGUGACUCAAUGGGACAGGAGCCUCCUGGGCUCCAGGACACCAGCAGGACCCCUGUUCAGCAUUGACUGUCCUGAGCAGUCUGUCUGCGAACUGCAUCUCCCACACUGUAUGUGUGAUGAGAAGGAUGACAAUGUGUCCGUGGCCCAUGUUACUGAUGGCAACAUGGAGAUUGUUCAGCCACUCAAGACGACUCCUACACACGUGAUUGUAAACAUCACACACCUCUCCCUCUUUGGCCUCAUCAGAAAUUGGUUCUCCUUCCUCCCAGUCCGAAGCCAGGUGCUGCUGUUCCUCCGACCACAAGGGAACAGACCCCAGAAGCUCAUACUGAAUGUUAUGUUGUUGCCCAAGAAUGUGCCACUUUGUGAGGUGGAAUAUCAACAGAGGGGGAGUACUUUCAUUCAAACCAGCUCCAACUGCACAUUGACUCCUAGAGGAAUAUAUGGUCUCUGCUGUGAGCUGGUUGCAAAUUUUAGCAUACAGCCAAAAAGUGACGCGUGGUGA
Molecule: messenger RNA, 3487 nt
Organism: Oncorhynchus nerka (sockeye salmon)
Lineage: Eukaryota; Metazoa; Chordata; Actinopteri; Salmoniformes; Salmonidae
Product: nuclear GTPase SLIP-GC-like
Exons: 27
Coding region: 98-3487 (1129 amino acids)
Molecular function (GO): GTPase activity
Source: RefSeq, a predicted model, not a curated record